AUCCAUACCCCAUGUGACUUUCGCAUAAAUCAAUCAAUUUUAUUUCAUUUUUCUAAUACCACAUAUAUAAUUCUCUUACUCAAACAACAUUAUUCUACUUCCUUAAAUUCAGUACUUCCUAAAAUCGUAAAAACACUCGGAAUAUUUAUUUAUACGGAAAGGAAAAGCGCGGCUACUGCUGACGAAAUAGCAUCUAGAUCUUGCACCACUCCGAAGCUUCUCCUUUACAGCCACUCUCUCUCUCUCUCAAGUUAGGAACAUGAAUAAGGUGGGAGGAAAGAACAUAAGAGAGCUAAGAACACGAUGAGACCUAAUUAUAUCAUUACCAUUUUCUUGAUCCUAUCAUUUAUUGCAGACUCCAAAUUCAUAGGUGAAGAGAAAAACAACAGGAGGAUUCUUCACCAACCACUCUUUCCAUACACUUCAUCUCCGCCUCCUCCCGAAUCACUGCCGCCGCCUCCGGUUGUGCCUUCAACUCCAGACCAAAACCAGCCAUUCUUCCACGAGCUUCCAAAUGGACCCCCGGUGGAUCAGGGGCAGCAAACGCCACCAUCGCCGCCCGGCAGCAGCAGCAGCACCGCCGUGGCAACUCCGGCUGCCCCCCGUCCCACCAAUUCAAUCAAGAAACUCGGCAUCGCAGUCUCAUCUGCGAUGCUGUCGCUGGCAGUGGUGUCGGCAGUGGCAUUCCUUCUGUACAAGCGCCGCAUCAAGCAUCGCGACGACUCGCAGAAGCUCGUAGCUGGGAAUUCACAAAGGAUGAAUGAGGAAGCAAGAAUGCCGCCCUCCAAUUUCCUCUACAUUGGCACGGUGGAGCCGUCCGCCACCAGUAUAGCGAGCGAGGCAAACGACGCCUCCGCCUCGCCCUACCGGAAACUCAACUCGGGCAAACGAUCUAGUCGUUAUCGCCCAAGUCCGGACCUGCAGCCACUGCCGCCGUUGACGAAGCCGCCGCUGCCACCCCCUCCGAGCAUCAAUUCGCCACCACCGAUGUCGUCCUCCGACGACGAGAGCCACGACACCAACUUCUACACUCCACAAGGGUCAUCCAUGAGCAACGAGUCGCCUAGCUCACGCCACAGCUACUUGGCUAACAGCAUUCGAGUUCCUCACUCCAAGAGAACUUCACCUAAAUCUCGCCUAUCAGCAUCAUCUCCGGAUACAAAGCCGGUCAUAAUCCCCUCGAUUAAGCAGUCACUGCCCCCGACUCCUCCACCACCGCCGCCAAAUUCCUCAUUGCAGCCCUACAAAUCACUAUCAUAUACUCCCAAAAGGACCAAAUUCCUACAACCCCCACCACCACCAGAUAUGGCACGGCUCCAAUCAAUUAGCGACGAUGAUCAACAGACAACUGGGAUCCAAGCUCCACCCCCACCACCGCCGCCUCCUCCUCUGAUGUCAUCAAUCCCAAGAAAAUUUGGAGAUGUACAGCAAUAUACAUCUCCACCAUUUUCCAAUAAAGUGAUAAAGCCACAGUCAAAGAGUCCUACUAGCCCCAGAUCAAACCAGAGUCCUACUAAAGGUGUCAGUUCAACAGUGAAAGUGGAUGUAGAGGACAAGAAUGGAUCCAAACCAAAACUCAAGCCUCUGCAUUGGGAUAAAGUACGAGCUACCUCGGACAGAGUCACAGUUUGGGACCAGUUGAACUCCAGCUCCUUCCAGUUGAAUGAGGAUGCCAUGGAGUCGCUUUUCGGAUUCAAUUCUGCGAAUUCAGUUCCAAAAGACACAACUACAAAGUCAGCUCUACCAGGCACGGAGCAGGAGAUCAGAGUGUUGGAUCCAAAGAAAUCCCAGAACAUCGCUAUCCUAUUACGCGCAUUGAAUGUCACUAAAGAAGAGGUUGCUGAAGCACUUCUAGAUGGAAAUCCAGAGGGAUUGGGUCCUGAGCUCUUGGAGACUUUGGUGAAGAUGGCACCAACCAAGGAGGAAGAGAUAAAACUUAAAGACUACAAGGGUGAAAGCUCGAAAUUGGGUUCAGCAGAGCGAUUCCUCAAGGCAAUUCUUGAUAUUCCAUUCGCCUUCAGAAGAGUGGAGGCCAUGCUUUAUAGAGCCAACUUCCACACAGAAGUAGCGUACUUGAGAAAGUCUUUUCAAACACUAGAGGAAGCAAGUGAAGAAUUGAAGAAUAGCCGCAUGUUCCUAAAGCUGCUUGAAGCUGUUCUACGGACAGGGAACCGCAUGAACGAUGGCACAAACCGUGGUGAUGCGAGAGCCUUCAAAUUGGACACAUUGCUAAAACUAGUAGACGUAAAAGGAACAGAUGGUAGGACAACCUUACUUCACUUUGUUGUCCAAGAGAUAGUCAGGUCAGAAGGCACAAAUUCAUAUCCAGUGAGUGAAACUAAAAUGAAUGUCAAGUCUAAGGAAGAGGAGUUCAAGAAGCAAGGAUUGCAAAUCGUGUCCGGGCUAAGUCAAGAGAUCGGCAGUGUCAAAAAAGCAGCAGGAAUGGACUCUGACGUACUGAGCAGCUACGUCUCUAAGCUUGAAAUGGGACUCCAAAAGGUCAGAUUGGUGAUGCAAUACGAGAGGCAAAGCACUCAAGGAAAUUUCUUCAAUUCCAUGAAAGAGUUUCUUAAAGAGGCUACUGAGGAAAUCACAAGAAUCAAGGCUGAAGAAAGGAAGGCCUUGUCGCUGGUGAAAGAGGUAACAGAGUAUUUUCAUGGAAAUGCUGCGAAAGAGGAGGCUCAUCCUUUCAGGAUAUUCAUGAUUGUGCGAGAUUUUCUCUCUAUACUGGAUAACGUGUGCAAGGAUGUCGGGAGGAUGCAUGAUAGAGCAACAGUGGGAGCAGGGAGAUCAUUCAGGAUCCCGGCAACUGCAUCGUUACCAGUGCUCAAUAGAUACCACAUGCGUCCAGACACAAGUCCGGGGGAAGACAGCAUGUAACUUAGCAUCUGUGAAUUGAGCCAUGGAAUAAAGAAGUGCCACACUUGAUCACAGGAUGCUUAUGAAAUAGCAAAAUGACAAAGUAAAACAGAGUGUCGGAACAAGCAUCAUCAUGUACAGCAAGCUCCCACAUGCCACACUCCAACUAGCUUGGUAGACCAUGAAAAUGCAAAGGCUACAGGCGGAAAGAACUCAAACAAGCAGCUGGGGAUGUGGAAUUUUUGAACGAUAUCUAGCAAGUACGCCAAAACGAUAGUAAACAGUGACAGCUUUAUGAAUUAGUUUACUUUUUCUUCUAAACAAUAGGGCUUCAGAUGAAGAGUCUUCUUUCACUUAUAUACACAUAUAUUGAUCUGGAAAACAGAUGCAUGGCAGGCAUAACAGGAGGCGACCAGUCAGCUUAUUCUCAAUAAAAAGUUCAUUCUUUCUUCGUAUAAA
Salvia miltiorrhiza (redroot sage) is the source of this 3318-nucleotide messenger RNA. RefSeq names its product formin-like protein 6. Gene Ontology annotation, molecular function: actin filament binding. The coding region runs from base 304 to 2880 and encodes 858 amino acids. The transcript has 4 exons. The record is from RefSeq and is a predicted model, not a curated record. Lineage: Eukaryota; Viridiplantae; Streptophyta; Magnoliopsida; Lamiales; Lamiaceae. Gene Ontology annotation, biological process: actin cytoskeleton organization; actin nucleation.